Messenger RNA from Funneliformis mosseae, 588 nucleotides. The record is from the annotation of a GenBank genome assembly. NCBI's taxonomy places the organism in Eukaryota, Fungi, Glomeromycota, Glomeromycetes, Glomerales, Glomeraceae.
ACAUUCCAACUCUUUACUCAUGUUCUUUAGUAAAUAAACGUUGGAACGAAAAUGCAAUUCCAUAUUUAUGGGAGAAUCCAUUUCGAUAUUUAAGUUGGGAAAGUACAGAUUCAAAUAAAAUUUUAGCGAUAGAAAAUCUUCCAAACACAACAGGAAAUAUAUUGGAGGAAGAUAUAGUUACGUCCCAACGAUGUAAAAAAGAGCUUAAUCUAAUUGUUUCACAUGACAUGCUGAAUCAACCAUUAUUCAAUUAUGCCAAAUAUUUAAAAUAUCUCGAUAUUGAUAGAAUAAUUACUACGAUUAGGAUUUUGUUUGAUAAUUAUACUUUUUCCAAAGAAUCUGAAAGACAAGUUGAAACAAAGAAUAAUUCGAUAAUCUUGUCAACAUUUUCUUAUUUAAAGAACAAACAUGAAAGUUCAUUUUGUGAAUUUUUUUCAAAUGUUCAAGAAUUUGAAUGUACGUCAGUGUAUCCGUCCAAUGAAGUUUUCGACCUUUUUCGUAAGCAUUCUUCAAAUGUCAAAUCAUUUAUCAUAACCAUGGAAAAGCCCGAUUUAUUAACUUAUUCAUAUAACUCUGAAGUUGGAAUAA